This is a messenger RNA of Dipodomys spectabilis (banner-tailed kangaroo rat), 504 nucleotides long. RefSeq names its product mitochondrial ribosomal protein S21 (gene Mrps21). Gene Ontology annotation, biological process: translation. The transcript is spliced from 3 exons. Bases 133 to 396 code for a protein of 87 amino acids. NCBI's taxonomy places the organism in Eukaryota, Metazoa, Chordata, Mammalia, Rodentia, Heteromyidae. The record is from RefSeq and is a predicted model, not a curated record. Gene Ontology annotation, cellular component: ribosome. Gene Ontology annotation, molecular function: structural constituent of ribosome.
CCGCUCGGGUCGGCUGCGUCCGCGGAGGCCUCAGGGUGCUGCUGUCAGGCAGGGCCGGUGCUCGGGCUGGGAAGGCCAGGCCGGCGCUGCGAGUGGGUGGGUCUUGCAGCGUGAAGACUUAAAUCCAAGGUGAUGGCAAAACAUCUGAAAUUCAUUGCCAGGACUGUGAUGGUACAGGAAGGAAACGUGGAAGCUGCAUACAGGACGCUUAACAGAAUCCUCACAAUGGAUGGGCUCAUAGAGGACAUCAAGCGACGACGAUAUUAUGAGAAGCCUUGUCGCCGCCGACAACGGGAAAGCUAUGAGACCUGCCGGAGGAUUUACAACAUGGAAAUGGCUCGAAAAAUCAACUUCUUGAUGCGAAAGAAUAGGGCAGAUCCAUGGCAGGGGUGCUGAGCCUGUGGGUAGGAAGCCUACAUCUUCUUGGUGCCUCCAUCCCUUUUCUUUCUCCAGCCUCACUUUUUGUUACCUUUCUCUACAAUAAACUCAAUCAUGUGUAUGCAA